GGUUUCUAUAAGCAAGUAGAAUCACUUUCGUUUCAAAUAGAAACCUAUAUGAUUCUCUCCUCCUUCCCUCCUCGAUUUUCUCUAUCUCUCUCUCUCUCUAAUUGAAAAUGGCUUCAAUCUCUUUCAGUCCCCGUACCGUUGAAGAGAUCUUCAAAGACUAUAGCGGUAGACAUGCCGGUGUAGUUCGUGCUUUGACCACAGAUGUUGAUGAAUUUUUUGGGCUAUGCGAUCCAGAAAAAGAAAACUUGUGUCUCUAUGGACAUCCAAAUGAAAGCUGGCAAGUUGAUCUUCCAGCUGAAGAAGUUCCACCUGAGCUUCCUGAACCAGCACUAGGGAUCAAUUUUGCUAGAGAUGGCAUGAAGCGUAGAGAUUGGAUUUCUCUUGUUGCGGUUCACAGUGAUUGCUGGUUGCUCUCUGUAGCUUUCUAUCUUGGAGCACGACUUAACCGCAAUGAAAGGAAGCGCCUGUUCAGCUUGAUCAAUGAUUUGCCUACAGUUUUUGAAGUAGUGACUGAAAAGAAGCCUGCAAAAGACAAGCCGAGCGCUGAUAGUGGAAGCAAAUCCAGGGGUAGCACUAAGAGAACAAGUGACGGGCAGGCGAAAAGCAAUCCAAAGCAGCAGGCAGAGGAGCCCUUCAAUGAGGAUGAAGAUGAGCAUGGCGAUACCUUCUGUGGGAGCUGUGAGGGGAACUACAAUGGCGAUGAGUUUUGGAUCGGGUGUGACAUCUGUGAGAAGUGGUUCCAUGGGAAGUGUGUCAAAAUGACUCCGGCUAAGGCUGAGAGCAUCAGGCAAUAUAAAUGCCCAUCUUGCAGCGCGAAGAAGGGCAGGUAGGUCAUAGGGGAGAGAAGAAGGAGAAAGAGAUGAGCAGUUAAGUUAUAAUAUAUUUGGUGACUGACAAAAAUUAGUACAGUUAUUUCUAAAUCAUCGCCUUUUUUUCAAUAUUGGGAUUAGGGUUGUUCUUAUGAUGAAGACUAUUAUUUAUAUAACAAAAUUGAUACAAUUAGAUUGUUGCAAAGUUAUUUAUGUCAACUGCUAAAUGAUGCUAGUUUUCUUGAUUGUAUUAUCUCUGCUUUAGCCAGAGAGAAUUAUUUUAUUAGAUUCGACAGGGUUUAAUAUUU
Impatiens glandulifera is the source of this 1117-nucleotide messenger RNA. RefSeq names its product PHD finger protein ALFIN-LIKE 2-like. Gene Ontology annotation, biological process: regulation of DNA-templated transcription. Lineage: Eukaryota; Viridiplantae; Streptophyta; Magnoliopsida; Ericales; Balsaminaceae. The coding region runs from base 108 to 830 and encodes 240 amino acids. Gene Ontology annotation, molecular function: transcription cis-regulatory region binding; histone binding; transcription coregulator activity. The record is from RefSeq and is a predicted model, not a curated record. Gene Ontology annotation, cellular component: nucleus. The transcript has 5 exons.